UCACAUCUCCGCAGCGCGCUCGGUAACUCUGAUUCUCAUGUCAAUUUUGUGCAUGACAAUUUUGUUGAACAGAAACUGCCUCUUUUUGUAACCAAAUCAGGCUGUCAGUAAGAAGUGUUCCGACUUCGUAAAACAUAAGACAACGAUUCACACUAACAACAUAAUGUCGUCAGCAGCAGGAUUGAUUCCGCCUCCAGUUUCCUGGGCCCAGCGCAAUGACUUGAUCUACGUCAUCAUUGAUGUCGAGUGCAAGGACAUCGAACACAAAGUUACGGAAAAAAGCUUCACUUUCAAGGGCGUGAAUGUGCUGGAUCCGUCGAAGAAGUACGAGGUCACACUGAACUUCCUCCACGAGGUGGAUCCCGAGAAGGUGACCAGCAAGAACAUUGGCCGCUGCCUGGAAUUCACAAUACCCAAGAAGACGGCCGGACCCUACUGGUCCUCUCUCACCACGGACAAGACCAAGUUGCAUUUCCUAAAGGCCAACUUUGCCAAGUGGCGCGAUGAGUCCGACGACGAGGAGGGUGAUCAAAAAGACAACGGCAUGUUCGGCAAUUUCCUUAACAGCCCUGGUGGCGAUUGGAACAACAAGUUCGACGACUUCAACGUCGAUGACGAGGAGGAGGACUCGGAUGACAACAUCCCCAGUCUGUCCCAGAACGACGAGGAUGACGAGGAGGGCGGCGAGGGGGAUAAGGAGAAGAAGCCAGCUGCCUAGACGGUCGCUCAGAUGGUGUCUAGCAAUUUGGCGUAGUCGUAGCGUUAGCCGUGGCUCUUAUACCAUAAGCCAGCACACACGAUCAGAACACUCACUCCUCACAUACACACCAGAAAACAGAAAGAAGAAGCACCCAAUCACUCAUAAGAAACAUCCACAAA
Molecule: messenger RNA, 879 nt
Organism: Drosophila sechellia
Lineage: Eukaryota; Metazoa; Arthropoda; Insecta; Diptera; Drosophilidae
Gene: p23
Product: cytosolic prostaglandin E synthase
Exons: 4
Coding region: 164-718 (184 amino acids)
Biological process (GO): chaperone-mediated protein complex assembly; protein folding
Cellular component (GO): nucleus; cytosol
Molecular function (GO): protein-folding chaperone binding; Hsp90 protein binding
Source: RefSeq, a predicted model, not a curated record